AUGAGCACGUCAGACGCCAACAGUGUCAAUUCAGAAUGCCAUCAGCUGCAAGCCGGUCUGUCACCGGCCACCGCAGCUUUACGUGACUUCACUGCGGCCCAUCCUGAAGCCGAAGCACAGCUCUCCCCCGUGCUAGAACAAGUCCUCUCACUCUCGGACAGCAUCGUCGCACUUCGACGCAAUGUAGCGAGUUGCGAAGGAGAGGACCAGCUCUUGAGCGAAAUCCGAUGCGUCCCGGCAUUCUGCAAUGAGGUUAUCAGCCAGAUCGUAGGGUCUGUCACUGACACGGGACCUGAGAAGUCCCGAUGGUCGCUGUCUCGGCGCGGUGACGAUGCGUGGAGGAGUGCAGCCAGCCGCGCCUCGGCCCUCAACUCACAUUUGACCACGGGCAGGAGGACAAUGGGCCUGGCGGUUGAUGCAUUAGACCUGGUCCGACAUCUUCAAAGAGCAGAGGAGGCCGGCGAGUCCCCUCCAUAUGCUACCAGCGCGAUCCUCCAGGAGAUCAACUCCAUCAAGGAGAUCUUGAACCGGCAACCCGCAUCAGACCAGAGCAUAUCGCCACAGAAGCUCGCCAGGUUCCUCAACUUCCUCCGGACCUUCGUAGACAACCAGUCGACCACGGUUCCGGCAUCAGACAUGGCGAGACUUUCCGUCACCGCCGACAACGCCGGCUCUUCAACCUACUCCAUGUCCGCCGCACCAAGCGUAGACGGAGACGUGAACCCAUACCCGACUCUCCUCGCACCAGCUCCCGCCCACGCCACAUUCCGUCACGUCGGCAAGAUCACCAUGAACCUGGAAAAGGAACCUGUCGACAUCCGCUUCACCUCCGCAACAGACCCGACGUCCUUCGCCGUCUCCAACUUCUUCAAAGACAUCAGUCUCUUCGACGCCGCCUCAGGAGAGCGCAGGCGCACCAUCAAAGUGAAAGGCGUGAACAUGGUCUUCUCCCCGCUGAUGGACCUCGUCGCCGUAACGACGGAGCAUCACGAUGAAUACGUCAACCGGUUCCCUAAGCCGAUUCUAACCUCACACGAUAUGGUCCACUUCGAGAGGCCGGCCCUGUACGUCGUCGAAUGGGUCAACGACAACAGCCCCAAUGCGCGCAAGUUCAUCCUGCAAUGGCAUGGCAUCCGCGCCUUUUCCUUUAGCCCCGACGGCCAGCUUCUGGCAAUCAAGGGAGUGCGCAAUCGUGUCGAGAUCGUCACGGCCGCCAAAGGGCAGGGGUACAGCGUCAUCCGCAGCCACACUGAUGAAGUCACGCACGCGGAGUGGACGGCGGACUGCACCAGGCUCGUCACCGCGUCCAAGGACGGGACGCUGAGGAUCACGAAUGUCGAAACUGGCCGGAACAUUGCCAAGAUCGAGAUGGAGGACUGGAGGAACCCGCUCCGGCUUGCUGUGAGCCCGGCGGGAGUGAUUGCAUCGAUUUGGGGCAGGACGGUGACGAUAUGGGACCCUGAGAGCGGCGCGAUGAACAGCUACAACCUUGAGACGGCAAAGGGGAGCGAGGGCGUCCCGUUGGCGAUCUCACCUGACCUGCGGUGGGUUGUGUACCGGUCAGACGAUGGUGCUGAUGCCACGGAUCUGGCGACUGGAAAGGUGGUCUACUCAGCGAGGUUAGAGUCUGGGUUCGCGGUGUCGGCUGCCUUCUCUGGGAACGGGCAGUACAUGGUGGUUGGGCGGUGUUUGCAUGGGCACCAUGCCAGAAAUGAUUCUGGCAUUCUCAACGUGUGGGAAAUUCAGACUUGA
Colletotrichum paranaense is the source of this 1752-nucleotide messenger RNA. RefSeq names its product ribosome assembly protein 4. The record is from RefSeq and is a predicted model, not a curated record. NCBI's taxonomy places the organism in Eukaryota, Fungi, Ascomycota, Sordariomycetes, Glomerellales, Glomerellaceae. The coding region runs from base 1 to 1752 and encodes 583 amino acids. The transcript is spliced from 2 exons. Gene Ontology annotation, molecular function: protein binding.